UCAAAAUCAAUUGUUUUCUCAAAAAAAUAUAUUAUUUAAUAUAUUAUUUUAAAAAAAGGGAAUAAAUAAGGGAAAAACUCCCAAACUCGCAUUAAAUUUUAACGGUGGUAGACGGGGAAGAUAAUUAAGUCAAAAAUAAAAUAAAGAAGGGACGAAGCCUGAAGGGUUUUAGAAGAGGGGGGAUGCUGGAGCUCUGCACCUCCAUAAUCUCUCAAUUUCAAUGGUUUCCCUCUCGACUUGGUGUCGAUAUAUUGCGCACAAGCUCGAAUACUCCGUCUCUCUUAGCUGGAAGAGCUAUAAAAGAGGUCAAAUAACUGACAGAGAAGUAGGUGAUGUUGUGUGGAAAAAUGUUUUUCAAGGAAAAUUGACUUUCAUGCAUUGGAAUAAGGGAGAGGAGAUGGCUCCGGCAAUUGGGGGCCAGGGGGGAACUCUUCUUGUCAGAAAAAUACCUGCUGCAAAUCCAAGUCGUGUUUUUGUUGGAGAUGUUGUAGUUUUGAAGGAUCCUGAGAAAUCAAGUGGUUAUCUGGUUCGAAGAUUGGCAGCCAUUGAAGGGUAUGAAAUGGUGUCUACAGAUGAAAAAGAUGAGCCUUUUGUUCUUGAACAGGAUCAGUGCUGGGUGUUGGCUGACAAUGAAACUUUGAAACCCAAGGAAGCGAAUGACAGCAGAGCGUUUGGCCCAGUUUCCAUGGCGGACAUAGUUGGCAGAGUCAUAUAUUGCUUGAGAACAGCUGUGGAUCAUGGGCCUGUGCAGAAUAGUCAUUUCAGCAUGCAAAAGGAUUCACCAGUAUUGGAGAUUGAACUGGACGUUGAUGAGAUGGCUAAAAGUCACAAAACCUAGAGUCUGCUUAGGAGGAGGAUCCGACUCAGUUGGCUUGUAUGUAUUUUCCUCCCCACUUCUUUUCCUCAUUGGACCGUUAGAAAUUAUCUAGGAAAAAUAAGAGAUGUAAUUUUUAGAAUGUUCAUCCAUUAUUGGACUUGAAAUGAGUAUGGCAAUUGGGUGAUAGAUCUCUGUACCCUCCUGGGCGGAAUCCAAAGCGGCCUUUGUUGAAUUUUGAGUUAUAAACUGUAUUUCAACAUUGCUUUGAAACAAUUCUGUAGUCUGCAAAACCAUCAAAACAGAGCUUCUAGUCAAUGAAUUCUAAAACAAGCAAAAAAAAAAUAUUCUAGCCCCUACUGCGAGGCUGA
Messenger RNA from Malania oleifera, 1185 nucleotides. RefSeq names its product mitochondrial ATP-independent inner membrane protease subunit 2-like. Gene Ontology annotation, molecular function: serine-type endopeptidase activity. Bases 221 to 838 code for a protein of 205 amino acids. NCBI's taxonomy places the organism in Eukaryota, Viridiplantae, Streptophyta, Magnoliopsida, Santalales, Ximeniaceae. The record is from RefSeq and is a predicted model, not a curated record. The transcript is spliced from 5 exons.